AUGAAGGACAGCCAUGCUAGAAAGCAGGGUUUCGAAAAGGAUUUAGCACGAUUGACCAUUCACACUGUUUCGAAGCUCAUCGAGGUAUCACUAGAGUACAAGAUGCCGCUCUGUCUCACCUUCAUCGACUUGAAAAAGGCCUUCGACUCAGUUAAGACGGAAGCGGUCAUGGAAGCCUUGGACCAAGGCGUCCCUACUCAGUACACAAAGGUACUUCGAGAGUUGUACAGUAACUUCACGGCUAGAAUUUAG
Messenger RNA from Necator americanus (New World hookworm), 252 nucleotides. RefSeq lists its product as uncharacterized. Bases 1 to 252 code for a protein of 83 amino acids. Lineage: Eukaryota; Metazoa; Nematoda; Chromadorea; Rhabditida; Ancylostomatidae. The transcript has a single exon. The record is from RefSeq and is a predicted model, not a curated record.